AUGACUGUCCGUAAGAACCACACUAAAAGUAAUAAAUCAAAGACACCUAAGCCACAACAACUACCACAACAAGACGAAUAUACUAGUAUGCCAGCCGAUAUUUCAAAGAAAGAUACAGCUACUAAGACUGAAGCUCAGCAAACUUCAGCAAUUAAACCAUUACAUUAUCAAUCUGCUACAUAUGAUCAUUUGAAAAAAUAUGAUGUUUUACAAGCUUAUGCUGAUAAGUAUGUUCCUCAAAUGAUUCUGACUUGGUUAGCUAUGUUAGCUACUACUACACAAUCUAUAAUAAAUUCUGUUAUAUCAACAGGAUUUGAAUCUAAUUAUGUUCCUCAUGGUUUCAAGACCCUCUUUAAUAAAUUAAUUUCAAAGACAAUGGCUUUGGAUGGUUUAUUAAAUUAUUUAGUAUUAGAUGAAGGUGUCGGUGCAUUUAAAAAAUCUUGGGAUAAACAGAAUGGUGUUCCAGGUGUUUGGUGUUUAUAUUUCACUUUAGAUUAUAUUGCUAAUUGUUUUAAUGUUUUAUUACAAAGAUUAGUUGUAAUUCCAUUAAAUCUUGGUUCAGUAAGUGAUUCAAAUAAAAAUACUGCCAAUAAUAGUAAAAAUAAUGCUGGUGUUUCUGAAACUUUAACUAAUGGUGUUUCAGUUGAAAAUGGUAAUAUGCCUCAUUUUGAUGAAUUAUCAUCAACUACAAAGAGUUUAACUCAAGAUCUACAUGCAAAGGUACGUAAUGAUUAUAUUCAACCAACAAAAGAAAAAGCAAAUAAAUUGAUCGUUGAACCAACUCAAAAUGUUUAUAAAACUGUCUCAGAAACUUAUGAAACUCAUCUAAACAAACAAAAUAACAAUGUUCCAAGAGCUUUAUAUUCAACUGGUAGAGAAAUUGGUAAUACUACUUUACAAAAAUUUAAUGGUUUAGUACAAUCCCAAUCUAAAGAAGAAGUCGACCAAUUAAAGACAAACUGA
Molecule: messenger RNA, 963 nt
Organism: Maudiozyma saulgeensis
Lineage: Eukaryota; Fungi; Ascomycota; Saccharomycetes; Saccharomycetales; Saccharomycetaceae
Source: the annotation of a GenBank genome assembly